This is a messenger RNA of Trichomonas vaginalis G3, 621 nucleotides long. Its product is annotated as protein of unknown function, DUF4106 family. The record is from RefSeq and is a predicted model, not a curated record. The transcript has a single exon. NCBI's taxonomy places the organism in Eukaryota, Parabasalia, Trichomonadida, Trichomonadidae. The annotation marks the transcript as partial.
AAGAAAGUUAGGGAGGGAGAAGGAAGAGAACCUAUUGUACAUGACCUUGCAAACGAAAGUUUACAAAAUGUCAUAAAAACUUACUUUGCAGGCGAUGAAUCGAGAAGGGAUGAAUAUUUAAGAAAACUCAAAUGGACAGUACCAAAUGAAAUGUUAGUAUUGAAAAACAUGUUCCUUGACAAAAUAAAACCAACUACAGAAAUAAACGACGCAAGACUGAAAGAUUGGGUAAAAGCUUUCCCAUUCACAAAAGAUAUAGUUGGUAACAUGGAAAGAAAACCAGAAUGGCUACAAAAACAUAUAUUUGGAAACGAGCAUAUUCCAUAUGGACAGGCACUGUUUGAAGAGCUUGAACCGGAAACUCAGGAAAGAGUCAUGCAAACAAUACGCGAAGACUCAAAUACAGACUAUGACAAACUCUUUCUAGGAUAUAGGUUACCUGAGAUGGGCGACCAGAGCCAAAAGGCAAAAAGGACAUGGGAAAUUUGCAACAUACUAGAUGAACAUAAUGCAAAGAUGCAACAACUUCAAGCAGAGGGCAAUGAAGGAAAAAGAAGAGUUAAAAACUCAGUCAGGAAGAAAGUAAAGCUUGGUCCACGUGGGUUCUAUUAUGACAUAUAA